UACUUGUGACGAACAGAUGUAUUGUGGUGGGAAGGAUAAUGUAAAUAUAUACAGUGUAGCUCAAGACCUGUCUUUGGAUUCAAAAUCCUUGAUAAACCCAGAUUACUCUCUGUGUGUGAGCUACCAGUGUAUUGAUAAUAGCUAUAUCUUCAAAGAAAGGAACUGUGGUGAUCCUAGUAUCAACGAUGUGGCUUGCAAUGAUUAUUUUUCAUGUACCUUUGAACCAGAAGACUUGUGCUUUUUAGUGCAAUACAAAAAUAAAAGCUUUGACUGGACAGUAGAUAAAAUAACAGAAAGAAAUGGACCUGAACAGGCAUAUGAAGGAUCUUAUUUUGCCUAUGUUGAUGACACCUCUUACAGUUAUGGAAAUUCAUCACUUCUCGGCUCCAAUACACUUUUCCAAGCUAAGAAGUGGUGCCUGCGGUUUCGUUACUUCAGCUACAGCGCAGACUCCACUGCGGCCCUUACUGUGGUGACCUACAAUAAUGUUACAAAAGAAGUGAAAUUUCAUGUCACUAUUACACGUUCUGAUUUUGAGGAAUGGAAAUACGCAGAACAAAAUAUUCAGAUAGAGAAUGGUUUCGUUGUUGGUUUUUUAGCUACAAGAGGAAAUCAAAGAUCGAUUUUUGCUAUUGAUGAUGUAACUAUGAUUGCAGGUACAUGUGAGGAAUCAGUAACAAAGCUGCUUCAUAUGAAAGGGAAAAUGAUAUGCAACUUUGAAGGAGGAGUAGAUACCUGUUUUAAUCAAGACACAAAGGAUGACUUUAAUUGGACCAUAACACGGGAAGGCAAAACAGACACGUCUGGAACAGGUCCAAGCAGCAAUAUUGACGGAAACUACUUUAGUUAUAUUGAAGCCAACGGUCCAAGAAGGAAUGAGGUGGCACGCAUAGUAUCCAAGUUUUAUUUGGAAAAUGUCAAUAUUGAACUCAGCAUGUGGUAUCACAUGUACGGUCGUUAUGUUAAAACACUUAAGGUUUUUCUGAGAAAUCAAACCCAGGGGGAACAAACUGUAUUUGAAAGAUCCGGAAAUAGAGGGAAUUUCUGGGUCUUAAUAAAUAGAACAUUGACGAUUGAAGGAAAGUGGCAGCUUUGCAUAGAAGCAAAUGUACCAACGAGUAAUACAGCAGAUAUAGCUAUAGAUGAUAUCAGAAUAAAAAUUAUUCAGAAUGGUUUCAAUAAAACGUGGAUGAACUUUAAUGAAAGAUGCAUAAGAAAUCUGGGAUCUUACUCUCGAAGUAACAUUUUGACAAAUGCUGCCUGCAUUUCAAAUGACCAUGAGCGAUGGACCGGUAUCGUUAGGACACAGAGAAAAGGUUCAGAUCAGAAAGUUUUGAAGGGGAGUCCAAAUGCUGUAAGGACUUUUGAACACAGAUUCGGCAUGUACUCUUACGUCUGGGAAACUUUUAGCGAAAAUGCAACUAGAACAUUUGUGUGUGAAAAACGUCUAAACGCAUCCGAGGACUUUGACCAGUGCCUUGCAUUCUCGGAAGUUAGUGAAGAUUUUUCUAAUCUCAACAGGAACGAAAAUAAGAAUAAUGAUGCGCUUGCCCUUAUUCUGGUAGUUGUUAUUUCGUUUGCCUUCGUUGUCUCAAUUUGCAUAUUGGUCAUAAUUAUUUUAUGCAAACGGAAAUUGGCAAUGAAAGCAAAAUAUGAAAAACAGCACAAUUCCUCAACAAAAGAACAAGUAAACUUUAUGUAUAUGAACUCCGACGAUAUCCUUAUAAUACAAAACAAAACUUCAAGUAUGAAUUCCAUAGCUCUUCACAAACAACAAAUCCCCAGUGAAAGUGGAAAAACAGGAGGAGUAGACUCGAACGAAAUAUAUGUUAACCAGGAACCUUUUCGUCCACGGGCAAAGUCAACUAAAAAUAUUAACGAUAAAGAUGAAAUACCGGAAGAGGACUACGAUCAUCUGAACAGGAAUAACAAUGUUGUAACGACAGUACAGGAAGACACUUACAGUCACAUGACUGACGGUCAAUACGGUACACAACAAAUUCAGUGUGAAGAUACAUACGACCAUACAGGGGGAACCGAGGGCGAGUACGGAGCAGCACAGAUUGAUCAGGAUGUAAACAAUAUGUAUGAUCAUACAGUACUCAAUGAUACAGAUGACGUUUACAGUCUUCCAAAUAAAGGCUCAUGUCAGACUGAAACGGUGUAUAAUAUCGUAGUAAAAAAGACAUGUGGUACAGAUUAAGUACCGGUAUUCAAAAAUUACAUUU
Molecule: messenger RNA, 2228 nt
Organism: Saccostrea cuccullata (small rock oyster)
Lineage: Eukaryota; Metazoa; Mollusca; Bivalvia; Ostreida; Ostreidae
Product: MAM and LDL-receptor class A domain-containing protein 1-like
Exons: 15
Coding region: 17-2203 (728 amino acids)
Cellular component (GO): membrane
Source: RefSeq, a predicted model, not a curated record